AUGCAAUCCAACUCUGCCUCGACAGGUUUCGCCAACCUGCUCAACCCCGAAACAGCUUCCCAGAACCAACAGCAACAACAACAACAACCCACCUCUACACCAACCGCCUCCAUGGCCGCUGCCACCGUCAGCCUCAUGGCGCCUCUUCUCCAGAACGCCCCGCAACAGACAGAGGAGCCUCGACAGGAUCUUCCCAGGCCUUACAAGUGCCCUCUCUGUGACAAGGCCUUCCACCGUCUGGAGCACCAGACUCGCCACAUCCGAACCCACACUGGAGAGAAGCCACACGCCUGCACUUUCCCUGGAUGCACAAAGAGAUUUUCUCGCUCUGACGAACUGACUCGACACUCGAGGAUACAUAACAACCCAAACUCGCGGCGAGGCAAGGGCCAGCAACAUGCUGCUGCCCACCAAGCUGCCGUUGCCGCUGUACAGGCGGGUCUCAUGGAGCCUGGAUCUAACCUUGCACACAUGAUGCCUCCCCCAUCAAAGCCCAUUUCUCGCAGCGCCCCGGGUUCUCAACUAGGCUCACCCAACGUCUCGCCACCUCACUCCUUCUCCAACUACUCUCCUGGCAUGAGCAACGACCUGGCCGCAUACCACCAGGGCGGCUUGAGCAACAGCAGCAGCCCCAGCGGUCUUGCCCGCCCCAUGGAUCUCCUUGCUGAUGCUGCGUCAAGACUGGAGCAACGUCCUGGACACAUUUCCCACUCGAGUAGACAUCACCUUACGAGCGGGUACCACCCUUACGCCAACCGACUGCCAGGCCUCUCUCAAUACGCCUACUCGUCGCAGCCCAUGUCAAGAUCGCACUCACACGAGGACGACGACCCGUACUCGCACAGGAUGACGAAGAAGUCGAGGCCAGGCUCACCGUCGUCGACUGCCCCGCCAUCUCCAACAUUUUCGCACGAUUCCUGCAGUCCGACGCCAGACCACACGCCUCUGGCAACCCCUGCACACUCGCCAAGAUUACGGCCCCACGGCUUCAGUGAUCUCCAGCUACCACAUCUACGUCAUCUCAGCCUCAACCAAAACUUUGUGCCAGCACUUGCGCCCAUGGAGCCGUCGACGGAGCGUGAACAACCGUACGUGCCAAGCCAGUCGUCGGGACUUCGUAUUGGGGACAUUAUUUCCAAGCCUGAAGGUGCGCAGCGCAAAUUGCCGGUUCCGCAAGUACCUAAGGUUGCGGUGCAAGAUCUGCUCAAUGGCCCGAGCAACAGCGGCUUCUCUUCCGGUAAUAACUCCGCAACGGCGUCAUUAGCCGGCGAAGACCUCUCGAAUCGCAACUAA
This is a messenger RNA of Bipolaris victoriae FI3, 1293 nucleotides long. RefSeq lists its product as hypothetical. The record is from RefSeq and is a predicted model, not a curated record. The transcript has 2 exons. Gene Ontology annotation, cellular component: cytoplasm; nucleus. NCBI's taxonomy places the organism in Eukaryota, Fungi, Ascomycota, Dothideomycetes, Pleosporales, Pleosporaceae. Gene Ontology annotation, molecular function: RNA polymerase II cis-regulatory region sequence-specific DNA binding. Bases 1 to 1293 code for a protein of 430 amino acids.